AUGGAGGACACUUCGGGUCACGAGUUUCCAUUCUUGGAGGAGGUGUUCACCCCCCAAGGACCUCCCAAGAUUGACUUCGUCUUUGUGCAUGGCCUCAACCCGCGGGGACGCGCCGACCAUCCCUACGAGACAUGGACCCAUCAGAAUGGGACCUUCUGGCCCCGGGACUAUCUUCCGCAGGAUAUCCCCCAGGCGCGGGUCUUCGUGUAUGGGUACAACUCCAACAUCACCAACCCGCAGAGCAUGUCCACCGCCAGUGUGAAGGACCAUGCAAAUACGCUGCUGAACCUGCUGGAUCUCGAGCGCAACCCACAGAUGAAUGUGCGGCCACCCAAGAUCAUUUUCGUCGGCCACAGCCUGGGAGGCUUGGUCAUCAAACAGGCUUUGUUGAACGCCCACGAGGAUCCCAAAUACAACGCUAUCCGCAACAACACCUACGGCCUGGUCUUCUUUGGCUGUCCGCACCGAGGCACCAAGGGCGUCGAGCUGGGCAAGAUCGCGGCCAAGGUGGCGCGCUUCGUGGCCAACGGUCACGCGAGUAACGAUUUGCUGGAUAGUCUAGAACAUAACUCGCUCUUUACACGACAAAUGACGAGUCGUUUCUCGCACCAGUUGGAGGAUUAUCGCGUGAUCAGUUUUGUCGAGGGAAAAGAGGUCCUGUUGGGAGGCGUUGGGCCGGCCUCUGUCAGCCAUUUGGUCGUGGACGAGGAGUCGGCCGUGCUGGGGCUUCCCGGACAACGCGAGACCCGGCUAAAGCUAGACGCCGACCAUUCGCAGAUGUGCAAGGUUGGGGCCCGCGGCGCCAUGUACAAGAUGAUCAAAGGCAACAUCAAACAGAUCGCCGACCAGGUGCUGGUCGUGGAACAGAGAUACAUCCCCCAGCCCUCGACGACCUCGACCGCGCCGCACCCAGCGCCUCCCGUUCCUUCUCGCCUCCCAUUGAAUAGCAGCAUGCCCUACCCCUCACCACAGAGCCCACCACCGGUCCCUAAACGUGUUGUCGGCGCAUUGUUCACCGCAGUGGACAACGACCCACGGUCCAUCCAGGCGGCGGAGCACAAGAAUCACUGGCGCUGGGAUGAAGCUCGCAAGCUCGAAUACGCGAUCUUCCAGGAACAUCUCCGCGUCCUGGGCGCCGACCACCACAGCACCCUGGAGGUCGGCUACCAUCUCGCUGAAAUCGACCUCGAAUCGUCCUACUACACCAAAGCCGCCGAGUGGGCGCAGUGGGUCUCCAGCAACGCGCAACGGGUGUUUGGUUUGAAGCACCCGCUCGCCAUGAGGGCCGAGAGCCUGAUGGGCGAGAUCCUCGCCAACCAGGGCAGAGGCCAGGAGGCCGAGUCGGUCUGUGCCAACGUCCUAGCGCGCCAGCAAAUGACCAUCGGCGAGGAUGCCCUCGAGACGCUGCGCACGCGUCGCCGCCUCGCGAUCGCGUACGGGGUGCUCGAACGCCGACAGGAGGCGGUGCAGGCGGCGGAGAGAGUCACCGACCGGUUGAGGGAGAUUUUAGGCCCCACGCACAUCCGCACUUUCGCCUCGGUGCUCGACACGGCGGAGCAGAUGGUCGCGCUGCGCAGUAACAACACCACGGAGUUGAUCACGAUGCGCUUCAACCCGGCCGUGGACCAGAUGGUGCAGGUCUUUGCGGCGGUCUCGCGCGAGAUGACCGAGCUGCUGGGCCCGCGCCACCCGCUCACCAUCAAGAGCGUGCGUCUCCUGGGCGCCAGCCAGAUGCUCGAGCCCGAGGGCACCAGCGCGGCGUCCGAGACCUUCCGUCGCGCCCUCGCCGCGGCGGAGGAGUACUUAGGUCACGAGCACCCGGAGACACUCGCGGUUGUCGCGCUGAUGGGCGUCAUGUACGCCUCGCAGGGCCGCAUCGGCGUCGGCACGUUCGUCGGCGCCCACCGCUCGCACAUCGAGCUCGCCACCCCCUGGCUGCUGCGGUAUCUGGCCUGGUGCGAGGUCCGCAUGGGCGCUGAUAACGUCGAGGCCCAGUCCGUGCUGGAUCUGUUGGCCAAGCUGUACUUCGAGGCCCAGGACUACGUCCAGGCCCAGGGGUACUAUGAACGGUUAGAGGCUUCGUAUCGUCUGGCUGACAAGCCGAUGCCCGAGGCGGCGGCGAAUUGGUUGCGGCUGUGUCGGAUGAACACGCGGUAUCUCAUGCCGAAGAAGCAGCCGGGAUUGCAGAGCUUGUUGCAGCCGUUUCAGCGGAUGUAGUCGACGGAUGCAGGUGAAACGAUGAUGGAGUGAUGGUUUGCUUUUGGUCUGUAGGGUGCUACAUAUCUGCUGCAUGUAUGUCGGUGCCCUUGCAGUCACAUUACGAGACGGACAAGCUUUUGUCGGGUUCGAUGGUACCUGGCGUUCCAGUUGCUCAAGUCUGGUCUACGAGGAUCCCCUCGGAUCCAGCUUUCCGGGGACCGUGGGACAAUGAGACGAUUCUACUAUAGUACCACGGGGAAGGGUUGCUUGAAUCUCUUCCUCAAGUUUGCGGUUGCUAAAUGCUUAUCGGGAAUCUCGUGGGGAUGGGCUGUUCCUGGCCGCGGG
Messenger RNA from Aspergillus saccharolyticus JOP 1030-1, 2544 nucleotides. Its product is annotated as LipA and NB-ARC domain protein. Gene Ontology annotation, molecular function: protein binding. The coding region runs from base 1 to 2217 and encodes 738 amino acids. The transcript is spliced from 5 exons. NCBI's taxonomy places the organism in Eukaryota, Fungi, Ascomycota, Eurotiomycetes, Eurotiales, Aspergillaceae. The record is from RefSeq and is a predicted model, not a curated record.